Messenger RNA from Megalopta genalis, 1101 nucleotides. RefSeq names its product ER lumen protein-retaining receptor (gene KdelR). Gene Ontology annotation, molecular function: ER lumen protein retrieval receptor activity. Lineage: Eukaryota; Metazoa; Arthropoda; Insecta; Hymenoptera; Halictidae. The record is from RefSeq and is a predicted model, not a curated record. Gene Ontology annotation, biological process: protein retention in ER lumen. Gene Ontology annotation, cellular component: membrane.
GCCAUCUGCUGAUGUUGCAGCCAAAGCCACGUCAUAUUUUGUAUGCUUUGCUGAGUUAGGUCUGUGAAGUCUUUACUUUCUUAGGAAAAAUACCUUUGUGUAACUGAAAAUAUGAACAUAUUUCGACUAUUAGGCGAUUUAUCGCAUAUCCUUGCGAUCAUCAUUCUUCUACUUAAAAUAUGGAAGACACGGAGUUGUGCCGGUAUUAGUGGCAAAUCGCAAAUCUUAUUUGCAAUUGUAUAUACAAUGCGUUACCUAGAUUUGAUGACAACAUACAUUUCAGCAUACAAUACAUUUAUGAAAAUCAUUUUUAUAGUUACUUCCUAUGCUACAGUGUUUUUAAUGUAUAUGAAAUUUAAAGCAACAUAUGACCAUAACCAUGAUACAUUUAGAAUCGAGUUUUUAAUUUUGCCAACAUUAGUAUUGGCAUUACUAAUCAACCAUGAAUUUACUGCUGUUGAGGUUCUAUGGACAUUCAGCAUUUACCUAGAAUCUGUAGCAAUACUGCCACAAUUAUUUUUGGUGUCGAAAACAGGGGAAGCAGAAAGCAUUACCAGUCACUACCUCUUCGCUUUGGGCUCGUAUAGAGGACUCUACUUGUUAAAUUGGAUGUAUCGUUAUUACGCAGAAGACCAUUAUGAUCUAAUUGCUAUAGUUGCUGGUUUAGUACAAACAGUUCUUUAUUGUGACUUUUUCUACCUCUAUAUUACCAAAGUACUCAAAGGCAAAAAAUUACAAUUACCUGCUUAGUUUUGUAAAAGUAUUAUUAUUUGGAAAAAAAUGUAAACGCUCUCCUUGGCGGUAUUAUAUUGAUUGAGUUUAUAUAAAUUUUGGCAAUAUAUAAACAAUUAAGGAAUGCUGCUGUAUAAAGUAUCAAUUUUAUUAAGCACAAAGCAUUCCAAUUUCUCAUACUUUCGCAGAAUGUCAAUACGUGUAACUGUCCAACUUAAUUCCAUGUGGUUACAUGUACCUUUUGGAAUCUUAUUCUUAUUGAUUUCAUAAAGUCACAUUUUUUUUUUCAAAUAUAUGACAGAAUGAAGUAGCUGCAUAUUUCACAAAUUAGUGAGUAAUAUAUCAAAUACAAAACUGAGACAAAAUUUA